Molecule: messenger RNA, 804 nt
Organism: Mesorhabditis spiculigera
Lineage: Eukaryota; Metazoa; Nematoda; Chromadorea; Rhabditida; Rhabditidae
Source: the annotation of a GenBank genome assembly
AUGGAUGUAGUAUUGAAGGAUGUAAAGUCUGGAGAGCCGAUCGUUUACUUGGAAAGUUUAACGACAUCUUCGAUGGAGUUUGCCGGACAAACGGUAUAUGCACGUGGUGGAAAAGGACAUCCGAAGCUAAUUGGCUGGGAUUCCGAGAAAGACGUAACUAUGACAAUGGAAGAUGCGUUGAUCUCCAAAGAAUCCCUGGCUGUUCUGACAGGAUCCAAAUUUGUUAAAGGAACCAAACCUGUGCACAAAAAAGAGGUUCUUGAAGUAAGUGCCGGUGGAGAAAUCAAGCUGAGCCAAGCUCCACUUACUACAAAACUGACUCAUUUCUUCAAAACAUCCAAUGGCUCCUCCAUGGAAGCUAAACUUGUUGCGUCUCCAAUUACAGACCAUCAAUAUGAAGUGCAGAUUCAUACGUUCUUUCGGCAGUCUCUAAUGGACAAUGUAAACAUGAAUUAUGUAUCCCUUAUCGAUCAACUGAGACAGAAGACGGAUGUCACGGAUCAGGUCAUCAAAGAUACGCAUCUUCAUGAGGAAAUGGAAGAGUUAAGAGAGGAACACAUGUUAAAGAACGAGGACGGUAGUUUUGUCAUGAGAGCAGGAGCUAUGGUUCCACGCGAUUCGCGAAAGCUUCAAACAGAGAUGCAGGAGUUACUGGAGGAGCAAGUUAUGAUUGAAGCCACUGCUGAACGUAUGCCAAUGAUAAAAGCGAUGUACCGUAUCCUUCAGAACUGUACACUACAGUUGGAAGGAGAAACAGCGGAUGUCUACGACCAACUGUGUGAGCAGUUUGAACAAUACGAAGAA